Messenger RNA from Symbiodinium sp. CCMP2592, 384 nucleotides. The record is from the annotation of a GenBank genome assembly. NCBI's taxonomy places the organism in Eukaryota, Dinophyceae, Suessiales, Symbiodiniaceae.
AUGGAAGCUGUAAAGCUGCAGCUCACCACGCACAUGGCCUCCAUCUCCACCAGCGCGUCCAUCCGCCUUUCAUCGGACAUCAUGCGCAAGAUGAAUAACAUCGCACGUAUCCCAGAGAUCAGCGAGACCAUGAAGGACAUGCGGAUGCAGAUGGCGCAAUGUGCUGAUGCAGAGGACAGCAUCGAGGAAGCCUUGCGCGAGGACGGCGAGGAGUACGAGGCGGCCACCGAAGUGCAGAAGGUCCUUGAGGAGAUGGCACUGGACCAACUCGGCCCGCUCUCACGGGCAGCAGCAGUCCCAAGCGCAGCGGCAAAAGUACAGGCACCCGAGCCGGAGAAGGAAGCGCCGCAGAGGCAGCUGAUUGCCGUCGGGGCUCGACGCUGA